Vigna angularis (adzuki bean) is the source of this 705-nucleotide messenger RNA. RefSeq lists its product as uncharacterized. The transcript has 3 exons. The record is from RefSeq and is a predicted model, not a curated record. NCBI's taxonomy places the organism in Eukaryota, Viridiplantae, Streptophyta, Magnoliopsida, Fabales, Fabaceae. Bases 1 to 705 code for a protein of 234 amino acids.
AUGAAGCUAGUUAGGGUUCGUGUUCCUUCCCUCAAUUUGCUUUUGCAAUUUAUGUGGCUCCAAGUGUGUGUGCAUUGUGUGUCAAAGAAAGUGUCAAAGAAAGAUCAUUCAAAGAAGAAGGAAGAAAUGGUUUUUGACGUUUCUCUGCAUCACAUGGGGAAGUUGAUGAAGAAUAAGGAAGUAGAAUAUGUGAGAGGAGAAAGACAUGUUAUAAAAGGAAUUGAUCCCGACAUGUGGUCUUACUUUGAAGCAGUGGGAUUUGUUAGAAAAUUCAAGUAUGAUGCAGACUUCAAGCUAUGGUGGAAGGAGUCGAAACAAAAGGCCAUGAACAACCUCAGAAUACUCAAAGAUGACAGUGAAGCAAUGUUGUUGGCUAACUAUGCAGAGGAAAAUAACGAUGAGAGGCACAUGAAGUACACAUACAAGAGAUGGAGGAAGAGGUUAUUGUGGAAGAAAAACAUGGUUAUGUUGUUGAAGAAGGUGACGCAGUGGAUGAAGAAGAUGUAUAUGUUGGUGGGGGUGGAGGGGAAUGUGGAAGUAGAAGACAUCCUAAUGGAUGACGAAGAGGAAGAGGGGAAUGUUGAGGAAGAAAAUGUAGAGAAGGGUGAGGAACAACCUUAUGUUCAUGAGGAAGAGGAAGAGGAAGAGCAAGAGGAAGAUGAAGAGGAAGAGCAAGAGCAAGAAGGUAAUAUGGUUGAGGGCUAA